Molecule: messenger RNA, 791 nt
Organism: Tinamus guttatus (white-throated tinamou)
Lineage: Eukaryota; Metazoa; Chordata; Aves; Tinamiformes; Tinamidae
Source: RefSeq, a predicted model, not a curated record
AUGACAAUUACCAAGUCUAAAGAGUCUAAAGACUUGAGCUCAGUACCUAAGCCUUAUGUGCCAACGGAGGAGGAAAGGCGGCUCCUCAAGGAAUGUAGCGAAGAGAGUUCCCGGUAUAGAGCUUUUCCUUUGGCCGCAGCGAGCAUGCUUGCCACUAGUCUCUUAAUUAGGAAAGGUAUUCUAAGAGAUAAUUCAAGAUUUGGCUCUCUUAUUAAAGUUGCAUUUGCUGGGACGUGUGGAUACAUGGCUGGAAAGAUAUCCUACUUGCCAAUCUGUAGCGAGAAAUUUAAGAGGCUGAAGGAUUCCCCAAUAGGCGAUGUUCUGCGGCAAGCUCAGAGACACAGUUCGCACAACCGUUCCAGUCGGAAAUCUGAAUUUUCAGACAUGCCUUCUCAGGCAUUUACUGAAUCUUCUUCUCAGAGACCUGGGUCUCCACUUGCCUCUAGCUAUUCAGAUGAUUAUAGCUCAACAGAUAGAGCUCUCUCUAGUUAUGAACCUGUUCCGUUCAGUGCUUCCCUGAAUGAAUCUUCACCUACAGGAAUUACUGAUUACACUGUACAAGAGCCUGCUCCAAUUGCAGAAGAAGGUCGUAAGAAAAAAGGCAUCUCGUAUGAGGAAUUAAGAAAUAAACACAGAGAGACAUAUGAGGUAAUGUCACCACCAAAGGCAGAAACGCCAAACAAGUUUUCACAGGAAAGGCCAGCUAAAGAAGUUAAAGUCAAUAAAUAUGGCGAUACCUGGGAUGAGUAAGAACUGAACAGAGAAGCUGAUGGAAGAUAAUUUUCUUCAGU